Messenger RNA from Somion occarium, 2208 nucleotides. The record is from the annotation of a GenBank genome assembly. Lineage: Eukaryota; Fungi; Basidiomycota; Agaricomycetes; Polyporales; Cerrenaceae.
CAGCACUAAGUUAGCUACAAGCUUUGAAGCUUGAGCAUGGUCAAGAUCCAAACUCAGAAAUACUCACUAUUGAACUUCAUUGACCGCCGAUCAACCGCCGAUCAUCAAACUGAUCGUGAUGGCGGGAAGAACCGCUUUUGGACGACCGCUCCCUGUGCGAAGCAUGUGCAUGAAGAUCUUGCUGCUGAACCACCCAAUUACAUCACUAACUAACUAUACAAAAAAACUCUACACUGCUAUGGAACCUACUGUCGCGAACAAAGACUUCAUGUUCAACGGCCCUCCAUCUCUGGUGAAACCUUUCAUCGCCAAAGUUAUCAGCAAACUGCAGGAACCUAAUGUUUCCGACCAAUUUGCGCAUGAUUACUUCUCGACCGCAGUCGACGCGGGGGAUGGACCAAGCUUCAGUCGUCGACGAGACACUGCUGGCUACCUUGCCCUUGAUUGCAUCCAGUUCCUUGUUAUGCCUGCUACGAUGAGGCAACGUCGGCAAAUCUUCCAGCAGUUGAUGCAAAGCAAUGUGCUCGAGAUUUGUACUGACAAAUUGGACAACCACCCUUUGCUUAUACAUCGGAAUGCUGCAGCAAACACGCUGCGCGUUGUCGCAGCUAACUUGUUUCUCGGAGAGGCGCUGUCUCCACAACAAACAGCAGAUCUCCUUGAAAGAUGUUGUCGGUGGACCCUAGCUGGUCCGGAUCGCGAUUCUGAUGAGCUACUGGACGACAACAAAGUGUGGCAAACCCAAGUGAUGGUUGGGCGUCCAAUGCCGACGUAUGCUGCACAUAAGUACGGCAAAAGAUGGUUUGGUAUGACUGCGGAGCAUUUCAUGUUCACUGCACACGCCCUUGUUUGUCGAGUUCCUCAACCGUCGCGCAAGUUCACGCUAGAAGUACUUCAACACAAACCUGCUAUCAUUGACUUGCUUUUGGAAUGUGCUCUCGAAGCCAGGCCGCCGUGGUUCCCGGAGUCGCAAGUGGAUGAACUGGCUAUGGAGACUUUGGCUCUUCUUCUUCAAUUUCCGCAUGCUAUGGUACCCGGCCUUGAUAUUCCUUUAGAAGGCAAGGCCAAGGAUGAGUAUCAAGUUGACUUCGACGCCUCAGUCAAAAUAAUGGAAAUCUUUGUCUCACGUCCCGGUUGGGCGCAGAAGCUGGUAGACAUCUGGUCGAAGCUCGAGAGAGAGAAGCCGGUCGAUAUUCAAAGGAUGCUUGAUCGAGUGUCUUCAGACUGGUAUGCAGCUGCGCCACCUAACGAUGAAACAUUGAUUCAUUCCAUGGAAUAUCGAGGUCAAGUCAGGAUUGCCACACUCAGACUUAUCGCGAGCGCAACAUACGUAGACAGCAUCCGAGAUGUCGAUCUUCUCUCUGUCCUCCGUAUCGCCUAUCUCGGGACACAGAAAUCCAAGUCCCGUGAAGAAGUCGUGAGGAGCCAUGAUCCCUUUGAAGUUGCUACCUGGGUCGAACAUAACGAGGAGGUCCUGCGUGUACCGCUCUGGGCUGCAGAUGCUGGUGAUGAUUUCGACGAGGUCGCCACUCUUCCUCGUGAAGCAACAAUGGGGCCUAUUGCUCUUGUUCGUCUUCUAAUUAGGCUUACUGAACGUGGCUUAGUCGACCAAUCGCAAUCCUGGACGACGCUACCCGAGGGAACUGUACCAUCCAUAAUGCUGAAACAAGUGCAACAAAUCCUGAGUCCCGUUGUGGUGAAGAAAAUCUUGUCCACAGCGCUAAAACGCGUCUCAGCAUACCGAGAGAUAGGACAUGAACGUGUUCAAGAAGGUCACGACCAUCGUGCUUUACUGGCAUAUACUCCCGCUUCCGAGCUAGCUUUGAGUUUGCUAGAGCUGAACCGUGUAGCUGAUAGGAAAUACGCUGCUCAAACGCGCGGAGCCCAAAAAGAGCUUGUUCUAUGUCUAGGCAACGCUGCGACUGUGUGCCGACGUAAAAAGCGAUACGAAGGCGCUCUUCUCCUUGCGGCUGCUGCUGAGCGGUAUGGCCAACACGCAUCAGCAGAGGAGGGAAUUACGACUGACAUGAAGGAAAAGAAUAAGAAAAGAUUGGCUGAGCUGAAACGUAUCGUUAACAUGUAGAUUUACCGGACAUGUAUCUACAUUCAACUAUUGUUCGACGCCUUUGUUAUUCAUGAUAUACCAGCGACUUGAGAGGUAAAGUCAACCUCUGAAAAUGACAACAUUGGCCUCUCGUGAAGAAAUGC